Molecule: messenger RNA, 1632 nt
Organism: Closterium sp. NIES-65
Lineage: Eukaryota; Viridiplantae; Streptophyta; Zygnematophyceae; Desmidiales; Closteriaceae
Source: the annotation of a GenBank genome assembly
AUGGAAUCUGGGAGAAGGGGAUGGAAUCUGGGAGAAGGGGAUAGAAUCAGGGAGAAGGGGAUGGAAUCUGGGAGAAGGGGAUGGAAUGAGAGAGAAGGAGAUGGAAUCGGGGAGAAGGGGAUGGAAUCUGGGAGAAGGGGAUGGAAUUUAGGAGGAGGGGAUGGAAUCUGGGAGAAGGGGAUGCAAUCAGGGAGAAGGGGAUGGAAUCGGGGAGAAGGGGAUGGAAUCAAGGAGAAGGGGAUGGAAUUUGGGAGAAGGGGAUGGAAUCAGGAGAAGGGGAUGGAAUCUGGGAGAAGGGGAUGGAAUUUGGGAGAAGGAGAUGGAAUCUGGGAGAAGGGAAUGGAAUCUGGGAGAAGGGGAUGGAAUUUGGGAGAAGGGGAUGGAAUCGUGGAGAAGGGGAUGGAAUCAGGGAGAAGGGGAUGGAAUUUGGGAGAAGGGGAUGGAAUUUGGGAGAAGGGGAUGGAAUCUGGGAGAAGGGGAUGGAAUCCGGGAGAAGGGGAUGGAAUCAGGGAGAAGGGGAUGGAAUCUGGGAGAAGGGGAUGGAAUCUGGGAGAAGGGGAUGGAAUCUGGGAGAAGGGGAUGGAAUCUGGGAGAAGGGGAUGGAAUCUGGGAGAAGGGGAUGGAAUCUGGGAGAAAGGGAUGGAAUCUGGGAGAAGGGGAUGGAAUCUGGGAGAAGGAGAAGGGGAUGGAAUCUGGGAGAAGGGGAUGGAAUCUGGGAGAAGGGGAUGGAAUCUGGGAGAAGGGGAUGGAAUCAGGGAGAAGGGGAUGGAAUCUGGGAGAAGGGGAUGGAAUCUGGGAGAAGGGGAUGGAAUGCGGGAGAAGGGGAUGGAAUCUGGGAGAAGGGGAUGGAAUCUGGGAGAAGGGGAUAGAAUCAGGGAGAAGGGGAUGGAAUCUGGGAGAAGGGGAUGGAAUGAGAGAGAAGGAGAUGGAAUCGGGGAGAAGGGGAUGGAAUCUGGGAGAAGGGGAUGGAAUUUAGGAGAAGGGGAUGGAAUCUGGGAGAAGGGGAUGCAAUCAGGGAGAAGGGGAUGGAAUCGGGGAGAAGGGGAUGGAAUCAAGGAGAAGGGGAUGGAAUUUGGGAGAAGGGGAUGGAAUCAGGAGAAGGGGAUGGAAUCUGGGAGAAGGGGAUGGAAUUUGGGAGAAAGAGAUGGAAUCUGGGAGAAGGGAAUGGAAUCUGGGAGAAGGGGAUGGAAUCUGGGAGAAGGGGAUGGAAUCGGGGAGAAGGGGAUGGAAUCAGGGAGAAGGGGAUGGAAUUUGGGAGAAGGGGAUGGAAUCUGGAGAAGGGGAUGGAAUAUGGGAGAAGGGGAUGGAAUUUGGGAGAAGGAGAUGGAAUAUGGGAGAAGGGAAUGGAAUCUGGGAGAAGGGCAUGGAAUGUGGGAGAAGGGGAUGGAAUCUGGGAGAAGGGGAUGGAAUCUGGGAGAAGGGGACGGAAUCUGGGAGAAGGAGAUGGAAUCUGGGAGAAGGGAAUGGAAUCUGGGAGAAGGGCAUGGAAUGUGGGAGAAGGGGAUGGAAUCAGGGAGAAGGGGAUGGAAUCUGGGAGAAGGGGAUGGAAUCUGGGAGAAGGGGAUGGAAUCUGGGAGAAGGGGAUGGAAUCUGGGAGAAGGGGAUGGAAUCUGGGAGAAGGGGAUGGAAUGA